Messenger RNA from Calypte anna (Anna's hummingbird), 4911 nucleotides. It is a transcript of the gene NRG4, whose product is annotated as neuregulin 4. The transcript is spliced from 8 exons. Bases 365 to 715 code for a protein of 116 amino acids. The record is from RefSeq and is a predicted model, not a curated record. Lineage: Eukaryota; Metazoa; Chordata; Aves; Apodiformes; Trochilidae. Gene Ontology annotation, biological process: animal organ development; nervous system development; intracellular signal transduction. Gene Ontology annotation, molecular function: chemorepellent activity.
CUGGGCCGGCACCGAUACCGGCACCGACAGCAACACCGACACCGGCAGCAACACCGACACCGCCCCCGGCACCGCCCCCUCCCGGCAGCAGCCGCCGGGCCCCCGGCAGGACAGAGCGGGCAGGCACCGCGGUUACGUAACGGGGUGCGGAGAGAGCAGCCGCGGGGUUAGAGGAUGCGGAUUAGAGAUUGCGUUGGUUCAGCGGAUUGUCCUCUGCCCCCCGGAGCAAGAGCACACCCGGCAGUUGGAUGGAUUUUCUCUGACGCCUGAUGAUUUUCUGUGCUAAAUUCAAUUAUGAGCUUCAGAUGGUGCUGUUUUAGAAGAAUAGCCUCUGACCAGGAAUAAAAGUUGUUGUCGGAAUAAUAUGCGAACAGAUCAUGAAGAACUCUGUGGCACCAGUUAUGGAUCUUUCUGUCUAAACGGAGGGAUUUGUUACAUGAUUCCUACAGUCUCCAGCCCAUUCUGCAGGUGUAUUGAGAAUUACACAGGAGCCCGUUGUGAGGAGAUUCUGCUGCCCAGCAUCAAGUCCCAGAGCAAAGGUGACCUGUUUGCAGCCUUCUUGGCUUCACUUCUUCUACUAGGAGUUCUUGUAAUUGGAGCAUUCUACUUCCUUUGCAGGAAAGCUUCCAUUCCAAGGACAAGUUCCUCAGAGUGUGGUGCCAGCCUGGGUGAGACUACAAGCAGCAAUGGCUGCAGCAAAAUCAUAACAGAGUAAAGCAUUCAAGUGGAAGAAUGGUGGGAAAACAACAGGCAGAGCAACCCUAAGAACACCCUGGUUGUAGAGGAUGAUGUGGAAAACAAGAUGAGAGAAGAAAGAGUGAAAUAGGAGGCUACUUCUGUGUGGGAGGAGACCCCAACAAAGACAUAAAGAGGAGCAGUUGUACUUAUCAGAGUUCCCCUGUGUUUUUAAAGAAUUACACAGAAAUUGCUACAAUCACUGUAACUUAUGUUUGAAUUUUGUGAGAUUUUUCAUGACAAAUUGCUGUUUCCACUAAUGCACAGAUAGAAGCACAAGGUAAUUUUGGUUUGUACUGUUUGGGAAAUAUGAAGUAAUCUUUUUUUUUUUUCCCUUCACAGAUAGCAUGAGAUCAUCUCAGGGUUUUCAGCAUGAGAGAGUAGCACAAACUUUUGACAGGAUUGUCCUUUUUCAUGAGAUUGGCCCUGAGUUGAGCACUGUCUUGAUUCAGUUACUCCCUGUCACCAGUCUUGUUUGCAUUUCUUGGGAAACAAAUAGUGCAAAAAGUGAGGAUGAAUAAAGCAAAACCAUGUUUAGCUGCAACCAAGUUAAUUUACAGAACAAUUUUGAAGGAAAUGCCAUUGGGAAGGCAGGCUGCUUCAAACCCAGUGCAGCUGAGAGCACUGGAGCUUCUUAUAUUUGUUAUUUCAGUUCACAAGCUUUGUGAAUUUGAUACUUGGGCCAAAAUGAGAUCAGGCCACAAAUUCAUUUUUAAGUGGUCAAAUGCCACAGAAAGUACAGGGUAGCCAACAUCACAUGUGAUUCAGUGAAACAGCACAACAUUCUCUAGCAGUGCUUGCAUACAAAAUUAAGCAAAUAGCCCUGUGAGCUCUAAAGCCAAGGAAACCCAGGUUCCAGGGGAUCAGCUCUUCUGGUUGGAGUCCCUGGAGCCUAAAGCAGUGUUAUGUGUUUAAGGAUAUGCAGGGUUGAGUAAUGAAUUCUGCUCCAAAGAAAACAAGAAUCUCUCCAUGCUGCAGAGUCUUUUCAUUUAUAUUGGUAACUAUUACAUGGGAAGAACACCAGGAAGCCCAUUUGGUAGCACUUCCCAUCUUAAAGGUGCCUUCAGUGUUGUGCUGCCCCUUCACAAUUUACUGCAUUAAACCAAAAUUAUUUUCCUCCUGGCCCUGCAUUUGAAAAAGAGCAGUAGAGGGGCUCUGAUACUGUGACUCAGUUACUUGAAAACUGAAAGCAGAGAAGAAAUGGGGGAGAGAAUUUAGCACAACAGAAAUGGUGUCUGUGCCAAUGUUUUCUGACUGGGAGUGACCCAACUGAGCAGAGUCCAGGCAGAAAGAGGAGGAGGUGAGCUUACCUAAAAGGUUAAAAACUCCUGUUACAUGUUCAGCAAAUUCUGUCUCAGGAGAUGGGGCUGCCCAGGAGAGGGAGAGCUUUAGCCAGAGGCAGUUAUGGAUUUAACAUGGGACACCCAACUCUUCUACAUGAAGCACAACAAACCCAACCCCUCAGUUAUGUUCCUUUCAUAUUUAGCAUCCUUCCAGAUUUCCAGGACAUCAAGCUAUUUCCAGUAAAAACAGAAAACACUGUGGAUUAGUGUGGAUUAGUUUGUGCUAUGACCUUAUUCAAACCCAGGGAUAUUAAUGAAGACUUAUCUGGACAGGCUUGAGGAAAAAAACCACCACUAGAACUAAACUGCACUGUGAUUCUCUGGCAGCCAGGAUGCAGAUGUUCCUGUGCCUCUCACCUGUAAUGCCUCAGCAUCUGUGUGCUUAAGAGACAGAAUAUUCCUAUACCUCACAUUAGCACAGAAUAAUCAAAAGAAUUCAAACAGAAAUUAUUUGCUUUUAGUGAUCAGUGGGAGUGAACAAAAGUGCUUCUUUCAAGGAAGUACUGCAGUAUUUCCUGCACUGUGGGAGAAAAUGAGCAAACAAGAAAACCCAGACAUGUGCAUGCCUAGAGAUGUCUUAAAAAAAAACAACCAGCCAAACCUUUUCCAUGAUUGUUUGUAACAUUCCCUGCCUGUGUUUAUCCAGAGUCUGCUCUUGCUUUUCUUUUGGUUGUAACCCCUCCAACACAAUCUCUGUGUCACGGCAGAGUGCUGCCCUGCAAAGCACCAAAUACAACUUCUGUGAACCACUGCCAGGCAGGUUGCCACCCAGUUCCCUCUUGGGACUGGUAAUGCCCAAACCCCCUUUCCCCAGGAGCUGUUUCUGGGGUUAGCAAAGGGCUUGGAAACAGAACCUGCAGCUGGACAACUUGAAAUAAGAGGAAGACAUUGCUGUUGUCAUUGCCCAAAUUAAAACUACAACCAAUUUCUAACUCUUGUAAACCCACCUCUCUCAGUUUCUGUAGCCUCUGAAGAGGUUUUUUCAGUGUGCAUUAAAAGAGACUGUUUUCCAAUUAUCCUCUCAAUAGAAGUAAUUCUAUUUUGACUACAACUUUGCACAGGCAAAUGAUGGGCUCUAUGAAAAUGUAGCUGAGCAUCCACUGGUGGCAUUUUUUAACAGGGCUCCUUCAUCUGAAUCUCUGAUGCAUUCUCCAUCAAAGAAUAUGCUGCUGUGUCACCCUACUUAGUCAUUUUUUAGCAGUUCUGGAGAUCCUAAGAGUUCCUGUUUUCAGGGUAUUAGUGUUUACUCUCCCUGUUGCCAUACAGACAACUCAGCUAAGACAAGCUUAUUUUUAAAAAGCUGUUUCUAACUCUUAAAGCUGUGAAAUUUUAUCUUUAAAAGGUGAUAAGGAGUGAUGUGAAUAGCACUGGAACAUUUAUUUUGAGAAGUUUGUGCUACCUGCUGAUCUCAGUGAGGAUCUACUUGUGAAAUGUAAUUUAUACUUUGUUUUCUUUUUUAAGCAUUUAGACACAAAUCCCAUUGAUUUGGAAUAAAAUGUUUUGCUUCUGAAUUAUCAAAGCACUUGAAAAAAACCAAAAACCAGUUACCCAUCUCUCUCCUAACAGGUAGUAUUUCCAAAUAAUCCAAACCCAUCUUAGGCCUUUUCCCAUGACAAUAAUUCCCAGCCUUUCACUGAAGCUGUGAGUUGUUUAGAAAACCCCCCUGCAUUGUUAUGAAGUACUGGCAAGCAUAAAAUUAUCAGCACAAGACUCCUACAGUGUUUGAGCCUGGAUUUAACCUAAAACUGUGGCCCAGGACAGAGCCACAGCACCAGCACCAGCAGUGAGCUGGGGUUACCUUGCUGCACACCUUUGAGCCUGCAGUUCAGGAGGCAGAGGGCUGGCCAGGACACAAGGUUAAUCCACAGCCCCUCUGAAACAGCCUCUUCUGGACCCUCUGGCUGGCUGAGAAAUGGGCUUAGGAACAGGAAACAUUUCCAGUAAGAAACCUGAGAUUUAAGAUUUUAGUCUUUAGCUUACCUGCUUUUGCAUGCCCAAAGCACAGCUGCUGUAUCAAGAUGGAAUACAUUUCAGAGAGCCAGUAAAAAAAUUAAAUCUUCCCCACAAUAUAAUAAUGAAAAUAAUCAGGCAGGGGGGGAAACAAUGAUUUUCUUGAUGUCUGCAGAGUGGUCAGAGAUAGUAACACAAAAGACCAUUUCAAUUUACUAUCUUUGUGAUGUCUACCUUAUUUGCCUGUGUAAUUCCACUGAGAAAACCAGAAGCAGAUACCUGGAUAGGAAAUGUUUCUUAAAUUGUUAUUGGGCCAGAAAACUUAGGCUGACACCAAGGUUUGUGUCUUCCAUGAAAGCCACUCAACACCCACUACAGUUACUUCCAGUAGUAAGAAGUUCUCCAUCUUUUGAAAGAAAAAAAAUUAACAAAGAGGGGUAAUGACACUGGGUUUUGACGUAAGGCUUUUAACUAAAAACUAAUUAAGAAUCCUGUGUAACCACUUGUUGUUACAAAAUUCAGCCUCAGGCUUCUGAUUCUCAUCAGCCCUCUCUGCUGCAUGCUGAAGGUUUGGAGGGAUCAUUUCCACACCUUGGCUUAGUGCUCCCCACCAAGGGGAUUCAGUCUGAUUCAUUCAUCACUCAAAAUAAGGCUUGUUCCAAUAUCCACUUGGGCCCAAACAAACCUGACACAGGCAGAAAGAACACCCAAGUUCACCAUCUUUGCAGUCCCUGCAGUUUUUAACAGGAACUGCUUCCCAGUGACAAUUUAGCAUCAUUUGGCUCCAGUUGCUUUCUUACAACUGCAUGGUGUAGAACAACAUCCUCUAAUGAAGGGAUUUUUGGAUUAGUCAUUUUAAAAUAAAAAUGAUUCUACUAGUUUU